Ostertagia ostertagi is the source of this 1017-nucleotide messenger RNA. Lineage: Eukaryota; Metazoa; Nematoda; Chromadorea; Rhabditida; Trichostrongylidae. The record is from the annotation of a GenBank genome assembly.
AUGGUGCGGAAAUAUGCAGACCCGGGAGGUAACGCUAACUCCGCUGUGAGCGCAGGAGAGCCUGAGGAGCCAGGUCCAUCAUCUUCCAGAUUGUCCAGUAGACCCGUUAAUAUUGUCCCAGUCAGUCACAAUCAUCUUGAACAUCCUGCUAAUAAUCUAGUCGCAGCGGGACGGCGUGCUAGCCCUGUACCUGAGCCCAGAAGUUCCAGAAGCCUAGGAGGAAUGUCUCGUCGUGCUGCAAACGCCGUGGACGACAAUCCACUCGGAUGGCAAGGCGCGAAGACUACACUCAAGGAAAGAAUAAGCUACAUGUACUGCAAAGACGUUCUCGCCGAUGUGUACUUCACCGUUGGAAAAGACGACAUGAGGCAGCGAAUACCGGCUCACAAGUUCGUUUUAUCGAUCGGCUCCGUUGUCUUCGACGCAAUGUUCAAUGGUGGCCUCACUCCACAAAACUCCAGAGAUCCGCUAGAAAUUGAACUGCCUGACGUUGAAGUCCCGGCAUUCCGCGCUCUUUUGCGAUUUCUCUAUUCUGAUGAGGUAGAAAUCGGACCGGAAAGCGUCAUGACUACAUUAUAUACAGCAAAGAAAUACGCCGUACCAGCGAUGGAAACAGCAUGCGUUGAAUUUCUGAAGCAGAGUCUUGGAGCCGACAAUGCGUUCAUGCUGCUAACACAGGCUCGACUAUUCGACGAACCGCAACUGGCGAAGUUAUGCUUGGAAAUCAUUGAUAAAAACACAGCGGAAGCAUUGAAUGGCGAAGGGUUCACCGACAUUGAUUUGGAGGCCCUAUGCCUUGUACUUGCGAGGGACACGUUACGAGUGAAGGAAGCACAGUUAUUCCAGGCUGUGGUCCGCUGGUCAACUGAAGAAUGUGCUCGUCGUGGUCUCGAACCAACAACCGAGAAUCGACGAGCGGUGCUGGGGCGUGCUGUGCAACUAAUCCGCUUUCCUUUAAUGACGGUGGAAGAAUUUGCUCAAUCAGCUGGUACGUGUCAAGGUAUUCUUGAAGAUUUG